This is a messenger RNA of Debaryomyces hansenii CBS767, 2007 nucleotides long. RefSeq lists its product as uncharacterized. NCBI's taxonomy places the organism in Eukaryota, Fungi, Ascomycota, Pichiomycetes, Serinales, Debaryomycetaceae. The coding region runs from base 1 to 2007 and encodes 668 amino acids. The record is from RefSeq and is a predicted model, not a curated record. The transcript has a single exon.
AUGAAUGGUUCAGGUUUUGAUUGGCUAAAUAUAGCAUCAAAUAGUGAGAGUGGAUCGAACUCUCCGGCACCGCCCGUCUCUUUUGGGUUCAACAGCAACAGUGAUCUUAAUUCCAGAAAUAAUGAUGGGCCGUUUGAUAGAUCUAAUAAUGGUAAUUCAUACAAGUAUUCCAAUGCACUGGCGGAUCAGUUGUCUUAUUCGUCACCGUCGUAUCCUAAUAAUCAGGGCAAUAUGGGAAAAUAUGAGGAUGAUGAACCUAGUAUACCACUAUCGUUAACUGCUCAGGAAUUAACGUUAGAAGAAUCUAAAACAUAUAUGAGAUGGUAUAGUGAUAUACUAGCUCGAACAAAUUCGAGGACAGUAUCAAUGAAUGACGUGUUCAGUUUUUUACAUAACUUUAAGAUUUCAGAUUCGAUAAAGGACAAAUUACGAAAAUUAUUCAAUAAGAUAUUACAUUCUAUAAACAUUGGGGAGUUUUUUGCAUUACUAAGAUUGAUCUCGCAUGCUUUGAAUGAGUUGGAACCCAGUCGGAAGUUAAUCAAAGUGCAAACUUCAGUACCCACACCCCCUUCAAUUUUAAGUAAGAAAAGGCAAAGUGACGAUGAUGAUGAAAGCAGCGAUAACGAUAACGAUAAUGAUUCCUUACUACCAGAGGAACAAGAUGAAAGCAAGCCGUUGGAUUUGGACAGUUUUACCCAAUUCAUGUUGACAGGGGAGAGGCCAGGAGAGGUCAAUCAUAAAAAGAAGAAAUCGAAGAAGGCAAAAUCAGUUAAAUUUUCUGAUCAAAUUGUAACUGAUAUCCAUGAUUCCGUGAUACUAAACUCGCCUAUUCCUUCUCCUCAACCUCAACUGAUCGAUUAUUCGUUGCCAAUGGAUCAAUUGUUAGGAAGAAUCAACCAAUCACAAUCGGCGCAGCAGCCUGCCCAUCAAAACGAUGAAGAGGAGCGUGAAAUUUUGAAAGACAUGGAAUCCCAAAUAAAUCAUUUUCAAAAUUUACAUUCUGUUGAUACUGCAUCAAUAGAUGGUGUUCCGGCAAAUAUUCAUUUCCACGAUGGCUACAGUCAGGAUAACUUAUUGGCAUCUAACAAUACCGACCCAGCACAGAUGGCUAGAUUUUUCAGCCCAUCACCUCAGCCUGACCAACAGCAACUGCGUGAAUAUUUAAAGCCCAAUAUGACUGGACCUGCGCAGAUGGCUAGAUAUUUCAGUCCGUCUCCCCAACCAGAUCAGCAAAAUCAACAGCAGCAGUCAUAUUUAAAGCCUAAUAUGACUGGGCCUGCCCAAAUAUCUCAAAUGUAUAAUAGAGACUCCAUUGAUAAUAGAAAUGAUGAAGCUACUUCACCAAUGCCGCUUGUUUCAGAUCCAAGCGAUAUGGCCAAGUUAUUUGCUCCAGACAGUUCGGAUACUGAAUCGACACCUAAGAUAUCAUUACAAUCAUUCACGAACCAAAUGACAGGUAAUACAUUAUCUAACACGCUUCAAAACUCGCGGGUUGCAGAUAACGGAUCGCCAUCAAAAAUAGGUACAUCAUAUAAUAACCGAUCGUUACCUCCACCUCCUGUCCCAAACAAUAGAAGAUCAAGGUCAGUAUCUUCGCCAACUCCAAGAAAUAGUUCCCCUGCAUUUCAGCUGUCUACCAAUAAUGAUACGAAUUAUACCACCAACCAUCUAGGCAUCAUGAACAACUAUUCGGCACCACUUCCACCCCCAAGAUCUCCUCCAUCAAAUAGCCCAACUAACGGGACGAAUAGCAAGAGGCCAGUACCUCCCCCACCUCCUCCAUCAAGGAAAAGGAACACAUCGACAAGUAUGAACAAUAUGGCAUCCAACUCUCCUACCCCUCCACUACCACCCAAGGUGUCUUUGAACGGUCAGAUACAAGAAGACGGGACGUCAGGAAUGUAUGCCAAUAACUCCAAUAAUGAUAGUACCGCCAAUAUAUUAGACGACUUGAAAGCAUUACAGGAGGAAGUUGAUAAAAUUCGAAACAUGACUGGUGGGUUCUAG